Messenger RNA from Drosophila santomea, 1261 nucleotides. RefSeq names its product odorant receptor 59b (gene Or59b). NCBI's taxonomy places the organism in Eukaryota, Metazoa, Arthropoda, Insecta, Diptera, Drosophilidae. The record is from RefSeq and is a predicted model, not a curated record. The coding region runs from base 1 to 1197 and encodes 398 amino acids. Gene Ontology annotation, molecular function: odorant binding; olfactory receptor activity. Gene Ontology annotation, biological process: sensory perception of smell; detection of chemical stimulus involved in sensory perception of smell. Gene Ontology annotation, cellular component: plasma membrane. The transcript is spliced from 3 exons.
AUGACGGUGUUCAGGCUGAUCAAUCCGGCUCCGCUGACGGAGAAAGUGCAGUCCCGCCAGGGGAACAUAUAUCUGUACCGGGCCAUGUGGCUCAUCGGGUGGAUUCCACCCAAGGAGGGUGUCCUGCGGUACGUGUACCUCUUCUGGACCUGCGUGCCCUUCGCCUUCGGGGUGUUCUACCUGCCCGUGGGCUUCAUCAUCAGCUACGUGCAGGAGUUCAAGAACUUCACGCCCGGCGAGUUUCUCACCUCGCUGCAGGUGUGCAUCAAUGUGUACGGCGCCUCGGUGAAGUCCACCAUCACCUACCUCUUCCUCUGGCGACUGCGGAAGACGGAGAUCCUGCUGGACUCCCUGGACAAGCGACUGGCCAACGACAGCGAUCGCGAGAAGAUCCACAACAUGGUGGCCCGCUGCAACUACGCCUUUCUGAUCUACAGCUUCAUCUACUGCGGUUACGCGGGCUCCACUUUCCUGUCCUACGCCCUAAGUGGUCGUCCUCCGUGGUCCGUCUACAAUCCCUUCAUCGACUGGCGCGAUGGCAUGGGCAGCCUGUGGAUCCAGGCCAUAUUCGAGUACAUCACCAUGUCCUUUGCCGUGCUGCAGGACCAGCUAUCCGACACCUAUCCCCUGAUGUUCACCAUCAUGUUCCGGGCUCACAUGGAGGUCCUCAAGGAUCACGUGCGCAACUUGCGCAUGAAUCCCGAGCGCAGUGAGGCGGACAACUACCAGGAUCUGGUGAACUGCGUCCUCGACCACAAGACCAUACUGAAGUGCUGUGACAUGAUUCGCCCCAUGAUAUCCCGCACCAUCUUCGUGCAAUUCGCGCUGAUUGGCUCCGUUUUGGGUCUGACCCUGGUCAACGUGUUCUUCUUCUCGAACUUCUGGAAGGGCGUCGCCUCGCUCCUGUUCGUCAUCACCAUCCUGCUGCAGACGUUCCCCUUCUGCUACACCUGCAACAUGCUGAUCGACGAUGCCCAGGACCUGUCCAACGAGAUUUUCCAGUCCAACUGGGUGGAUGCCGAGCCACGCUACAAGGCCACGCUGGUCCACUUCAUGCACCAUGUCCAGCAGCCGAUAAUCUUCAUUGCCGGCGGCAUCUUUCCCAUCUCCAUGAACAGCAACAUAAGCGUGGCCAAGUUCGCCUUCAGCAUCAUUACGAUAGUGCGACAAAUGAAUCUGGCCGAGCAGUUCCAGUAAAAUUAGCUCACAAAAAUGAUUCCGAAUUACCCUGCGCACCCAUGAGCCCCAAAAAAAAAGUGUC